AGAUUCAUUCUAAGGGUAGAUCCAACCGCCGUCAUGUAUUCCCUUAGGAACUUCUCUCCAGCUGAUCCUACAGUUGCCAGGUGGCUCACCUACAUCUGGAUGUUUGAUUUUCAGUUGGAGCACAUUCUAGGGAAUAAGAACAGAGCGGAUGGGUUGAGCAGGAUAGAGUGGGAGAAGCCUGGAGAAGCUAAGGAGGAGGCGCCGCCGGUAGACGGAUUCUUAGAAGAAGACGAUAUGCAGCUCCACGUUAACGCGUGGGCUCUGAGAAUCGAUAACAAUGAGGCAAGAGAUGGAAAACCUAUGUGGUUCGCACCAACGACUUUUAUGAAGGAUGGAAGGUUGGUAUUAAAGCCUUUCGUAGAAGAGGACCCAUGGGGAGAAAGGAAUGGGGAAUGGAUGGCGGAGUUAGCCUUGGCUGAAAGCUACAGGUUGACGGACGAACCUGUUCCAAUUGAGGCAGGGACAGGGCAAGUGGAUCGGCAUUUAUUGACAGUGGGGAGAGUACAUUACCUUGUGAACUCUCUCCUGCAAGUCCGGACCGGAGAAGAAAGAGGAACAGUAAAGGCGGAUGAGAUAGUAUUAGGAGAUGAACCAGAGUUUGAUGAGGAAAUGGAGGGAGAAGAAUUUGAGCAAGGUGAAAUCUCUGAAGAUUUUCGGGAAGAAGAGUACGAUGGGUUUCAUCUAGAAAUGGGGCUUCUUCUUUCAGGCGACAAGCGAGAAAGGGAAGUUGGUGAGAAAACUCUCCGCAUGAGGGACCAUUAUGUAGUGAGGGGUGACCAUCUCUUCAUCAGGGAUGAAAGAGGACGUCCUAGAAGGGUUAACUAUGGCAGGAAUCGGCAGAUUGAUGUUAUAGCGACCUUCCAUGAUGGACCUGUUGGUGGUCACAGGGGUUUUGCCGCUACCCUCAAGAAAGUGACUGAAGUGUACUUUUGGAAAAACAUGUACGGGAUGGUUAGAAAGUACUGUGAGUCAUGUGUGUCGUGCAAGGUCAGAUUGCCGAUCAGGUAUAAGGAGCCUCUUCAUCCGAGGUAUAUCAAGGAUGUGGGGGCAGUAGUUCACCUGGACCUGCUGGCAAUGCCGCCGGGACUUGGGGUUUACAACUACAUCUUUGAUGCUAGAGACAAUCUCACGGGAUUUGUUGAUGGGAAGACCAUCCGGACCAAGACUGGGGCAGAGGGAGUGGGCACCCCAACCAUGCUGCUCAGAGUGACAGGUGUGGGGGAGUGUCAAUUGAAGAUUGAGGAAAUCACCACCGACUGUCUGGGGUGGAUGACCUUCAAAACGGAGAUGCGGGCUGGGUAUGGGGAUCUGAGGAGAGAUGAGAAUAAGGAUGAUAUCAUCUUUAAUGGGACUAAUGUGGAGGAUUUUGAGGACAACAUUGCUCUGUAUGCAGAGAAGAAAGGGUGGAAGGAAGAGGAGAAGCUGGAACAGAAGCAGCCUGCAUUUGGACCAUCUUCUCCACCGACGCCAAGGCCUCCCAUCGACGUUGACGCCUUGUACUUCCUCGAGUACAAAGACGGCGUUCGGACAAAGCGGGAGUUCGAGAUUAGCCCUGCGCAGGUCGUCGACCUCGGGGAGUGGGAGGACCUGUACAACCAGCGGUCCCUGGAUCCCGUGCUCGUGGAAGGGAUCAAAGAAGCGAUGCGGUUGGCGAUCGAAAACAAAGAGCAGUCUUACGAGUUGCCAACCCUGAAGCUGGCACCGCUGAGGCUUGAUAAACCGACUAUCGGGACCAAGGCACAACGUCUGAGGCUGGAGGAUUGGAGGGAUGAUCUGGCGGGACAAUACUACUACUACGCGGUGUGUGGGCAACACAACGCGGCUGCAGCGAGGUCGCUGCUCGGCAGCGUGGUGACUAGAAAGUACAAUUUCGAGUGGUGGUCGGCACGAAUGGUGUACUUUUCGGAGUACGACUUCGAAGGGCACGACAAGAGCCCGGACGCGGAUUGGAGCCAGAAGUGCCCGUUCCUGAACAUAAGGUUCACAAUUUUCAAGAAGUUCGAGAGCCGUGGUUUGGAUACUGAGUUGUGGGACGACAGCAGGAAAUACGUCAUUGACUCCUCGUUGUUCAAGGACUGCCCGCCUUACAUGGGUUGCGACGCCGACCAAUCGAUCCAGGCGACGGAGAAGUUAGCCGGUCACAAGAAGUUGUCCGUGGACUGGAGGAAUAAGGUCCUGUCCGUGUUGACUGGCAGUAGACUAAAGAGUCGCGAGAUCGCGCUUGCCGAAGGCAUUGUGCACAUAAAAUGGAAAGACACGGGCGACGUGACAUCCAUCGCGUCGUUCGACAACGACCCCUUGGAGGCGGACAUCAGGAGUGCGGAGGUGAAGGAGGCAGUGGUUGCCACAAAGAGCCACACGUUCGUCCUCGAUCUCUGCGAACCGGUGGACCUGAAGCUGUGGAAAUCGCAAGCGUUCGACAGUCUGGAUUCCCAACUUCAGAUGUGGUGUCCGUCGCAUUGGACGCUCGUCGUUUUCGUGUCGCGCCAACAGAACCUCUCGUUUCUGACCAGCAUGAACCAUCUUUCUUUCGUAAAGCUGCUGGAAGGGAAGUGGGUGAGGAGGAAUCAUCAGAAGAAAAGUUUCCCCGUCGGGAACAAUUUGUACACGGAAGACGAUCGGAUGUACAUCCUCUUCAAAGGUGACGAGUUGCGCACUAACACGUCCAUCGUCUACGAGGGGAAACUGGUGGCAGGCAAUGCUGCUGCAGUGCGGCUGCCACAGAAGGUUACGCAAAUGGAUGUGUCCGACAUUCCGUUCAACCCUUGCGACUGGUCGCAUACCUCGCCUGCACGUCGGGGCAGUGUGUACGGGGACAUGGAACGCAACCCCGCCCAAUUCGUCAAUCUUCUUGAAUCCAUCAACAAGAAGGGGGAGGGUGUAGUCUUCCUUGGGAAGCCACACGCGCGAUCCGUGUGGGAACUACUGAAGGCAGGACGACACGUCAUCGCGAUGGAAGGGAACGCCGACCUGUUGCAAUUUGCAAUUGAUCUCGUCAAAAGCGAGGUCAAUUCAGGUGCCCACAAUUGCGAGUUCAUGGUCGUCAACGGGACUCGGGCUCACACGUGGAACAACAAGACGGACAUAUGGUUCAAGUUGAUUGCGAGGAAGCGGAACAAGAUAUACGACUUCUUGCUCCUGCAAACGCGGCCGAAGAAGGACACUGACGCCGAGUACGUGCGCCGCAAGGACCACAUGUUCACGCUGCUCGACAACUACCACGGCGCCUCCCGUAUGAAUGGGAAGACCUUCCUCGAGAGGUUGCAGUCCCUGUACUUCGUGGAGUCAGAGAAGGAGUUGACGUUCGACAGUUACUCUUCCUUGAUCUCCACGGAAGACGAGGAGACCACCGGCAUCGAGUUCGACGCGAAUGUGAACGAGGAGGGCAGCGACACCGAAAGCCUCAACCUGCAAUACUACCCACAUCCCGCGCAGCACGCUACAGGGUUGUCCUUGGAAGGUCCGUCAACAAGCCCGACAUCCCUCGUGUCACCGAUGGUGAAACAGGCGCCUGACACUACCCCGAUGAAGUUGCUGGAGAGACUGCAAGCUCUGGCCUCCGACCAUCGCACACUGCGUCCCGGGUCUGACAUCCCGCCCGAUCAUCUGUCUUGGAAGAAUGACAACAUUCACUUCCUGCCUGAGCCUCAAAGUCAUUCCCCUGAGGUGGACUGGGGCCAUGACAUGAUUUGGCAUCCAGGAGUCAUCCAGCCAGCGAUCCGAAAGGGCGACUGGAUCAUGGACGUCGCUGUCCUGGGCGGAGGAUGGAUGCCCCUCCCUCGCGGGUCGAAGUCGAACUUCCUCGACGUCUCUAGAAUUGCAGUGCUUCAAAAAGUGAGGGCCGAGAAUGACUCGUUUGCACCCAACGACGUGUCCGUCAUUUCCACAGCUGGGCGAUUGUUCAACGAACUUCGGGACAAGCGCUGGUUGGAACUGACGGAGGACUACUACGACCUCGAUACGAUUCCCUCGAAGGGAAGGGUGGACUGGAAAAUCCCACCUCCAGGUGGGACGCAUGAAGACGGCGAAGUUCGCCGGGAUCCGAACUUCUUCAGGCAAGGGGGGCCGACCAGGGAUUGCGGUGCCGGCGGGAGGGGCUGCGUGCGUGGAGCCAGAAGGGCAUUCGUCGGAAUUCGACAUGGGUUCGGGCGAAGUGGCUGGAUUGCAAGGGACGGAGGCAGGGUAAUGGACGAAGAGAAGGAAGGAGAGGAAGGAGACAAAGGGGAGGAAUGGGAGGAAGGAGGGGACGAAGGGGAGGAAGAAGAGGAGGAAGGGGAGGAAGGGGGAGAAACGGAGUUGGGUGAGUUGUUCGGAGGGAAGGAGGGGGGAAAAGGGGAAGUCGGUACUGGAGACGACGGACGGACGUUCCGCGACGACGAUUCCGGAUCUGGGGAGUCGUCUGACGGAUUCCGGCAGCUGUACGGAGAACAUCGCGAGGAAGACGACGACGACGAUGACACGACACAGGUGGUUACCAGCCUUUCGGCAGAGCGUGAUGACUAUGAGGGCCAAGCAAUGACGUCUGUCGUUGAUCUCCAACACCGGUUCAACGAGGCUCGUGUUGCUGUCAGCCUGUCUAAACCGAGUGUCUGUAUAGACGUCGAAGAAGUUAUCGAUGGCAUCCUGGGUGACCACCACAUGUCCGCGCAGCCGUCCUCGACGCCUGAUGUCGACGACCCUCGCAACAUCAAACCUUCCGCGACAUCUGCCGUGGCUUUCUCGCCGCCGAACUCUCCGAUACUGCCACCGACCAUCGCCAGAGGAGGGGAAGUACGGGCAAUGACACCUGGAACAGGCUGGGGAGGAUUUACUGCAGUGACUGCGAUUGGAAGCUUGCGGGUUUUGGACGAUAUUAAACGAGGCUUGGUGCCACCUAACACUGUUCUCUCGACCCUCGACGAUGGUCUUGACCACCGGUAUAAAGAAGGCAGGAUGGCGCAGUGGCUGGCGUCGCCAACCUACUCAGAUGGACCAGAGAUGCCAAUAGAUGUGAAGGGUGGGGUAUCGGUCGUAAUGCCAGAGGAAGGAACGUGGACGGACCUGGAGCCAGCCUAUCAAACCGUAAUGCUGGCCGAAAGUGAUGCUUUCCUAUGGAUUGAAACGAUGUGGAGUAAGGUAACCUUGACUAGGAUAACGUCGUGCCUAUUGGACUUAGAGUUCCGGGGGACCGUGGAAGCCCGGGGAUGGAUCUACCUGUCAAAGGAGAGGGAGACUGCGAUGGUUGUCGAACUCGCCUUGGGGAAACUUCUGUACAAACUGUCCAGGGAAGCCGAGUGGGAAGUAGUGUGGGCCGUGUGCCAACGAGUGGAAAUGACGAUGGAAUCGAUUGAUGUGCGGGUAGAACUUGGGGAUAGGGAAAACGUGCAGAAGCCGUACAGGGCCCUAAGAGGAUGGACACCUAGGAGGGUUGAGGGCGGGGUAGAGAUGGUCUUGCCAACAAGGAACGAGUGGCGCGGCGCGGCCUGCGACUGGGUGAGAGUAGAUAUGGUACCGACUAUGUUCUUUCUGUGGGUAGAACGGGUGUGGGAUCCGGUUCGAGAAAAUGAGGCGUGGGAUGAAAUAGCCGAGGGGAACGUGGAAGCACUUGGGACGGUGUGCCUUUCGAAGAAUGGGUGGUAUAUGUUUUGCACGCACGUAGCGGCGGGACGAGACCCGAUGUGGACUUUAGAGGAUGCCGAGUGGUUAACUUGGGCAAUGGGGCAGGAUUUUGCAAAUGAGGGGUGGGAUGAAGUGGGAAGCAGGGUCAUGAUGGGGGGAUGGGAGGACCUUAGGCUCCCCUACCAGUUAGUCCAGGUGAGGGUGCCGCAUUUUGUUGCAGACUGGUUCGGAGGGUACAAACAUAUCCGCGCCGUAGCGGAAUCCAUGGACGAGGUAGAGAUAGGCUUCGCCUGGUUAUCAGACGCUUAUUACGAGGCGUCAUUGCGAUUCGGGCCGUUUCACGGGGACCAGGCUGAGGAAGUGGUCGAGAUCCUGAAGGAACUUAAGGACUACCGACUUGAGGUAGGAGAGGAAGUCGAGGAGGCGAUACUCCAACUGGUAGAGGACACAGUGUACCUGGUGGUGGAACUAGAAUGGCGCGCAAGGGGUGAGUUUGGGGGCACCAACCUGGAAUUGCCAGGACGGGUGCGCGCGACAGGGUCCCUGUACUUGUCGGAUGCGGGAUGGCGGACCUUCGGGGUGGCCUUGGCGGAUGGCGGUGACCCCGUACGGAUGUUUGACGGGGCGUGGCAAGUGACCUGGAGGGAUGGGUUUGCGUUCGCCAACCCGGACCGGGAUAACAUGACGGCGACCGUCCGGGUGGUCGAGGUAGGAACUAGUAUCUUGCCUUAUGAAAAUGUGCGCAUGGUCUUGCCACCCUUUUUGCUUGAGCGAAUGAGAGGGGUAGAACGUGCCGAGAUGGCAGUGAUAGCCCUGGGUAGGUUGAGUUUUGGUAACAUGACCAUCUAUCGAGAAUACUACCGAUCCUUUCUGGAACUAGGGCCGCUCGAUGAGGAGCAGGAGUACGAGGUGCUAAACAUUCUACAGGCCGUAGUGGGCACUAGACCUGGAAUACCAACGGUAACCGAGGAAGUCGUGUGGGAGAUAGCUAGGUGCGAGAUAGGAUGCGGGUUGACGUAUGUGGACGACAUCCGCCGGCUGUUCGAGGGGGAAGAAGAAUAGGAGGGCAGAAAAGAAAAGCAAGGGGGAAGGUAGAUCAGCGGGAUCGGGUUAUAAGGGGACUUAAAGAAAACU
Chara braunii is the source of this 6732-nucleotide messenger RNA. The record is from the annotation of a GenBank genome assembly. Lineage: Eukaryota; Viridiplantae; Streptophyta; Charophyceae; Charales; Characeae.